Arvicanthis niloticus (Nile rat) is the source of this 1598-nucleotide messenger RNA. It is a transcript of the gene Dcp2, whose product is annotated as decapping mRNA 2. Gene Ontology annotation, biological process: deadenylation-dependent decapping of nuclear-transcribed mRNA; nuclear-transcribed mRNA catabolic process, nonsense-mediated decay. NCBI's taxonomy places the organism in Eukaryota, Metazoa, Chordata, Mammalia, Rodentia, Muridae. Gene Ontology annotation, molecular function: 5'-(N(7)-methylguanosine 5'-triphospho)-[mRNA] hydrolase activity; manganese ion binding; RNA binding. The record is from RefSeq and is a predicted model, not a curated record. Gene Ontology annotation, cellular component: P-body; cytoplasm.
GGCAGAGGGUUCCAGUGUCCGCGGGCCCGCACCUCUGUGCUUCUCUACGGUGCCGGCUGCUUGAAGCCGGGAUGCGCUGCGCCUGCUACGGGUCCUCACUAUGGAGACCAAACGCCUGGAGAUCCCCGGCAGCGUCCUGGAUGAUCUCUGCAGCCGAUUUAUUUUGCAUAUUCCCAGUGAAGAAAGAGACAAUGCAAUCCGAGUGUGCUUCCAGAUUGAACUCGCCCAUUGGUUUUACUUGGAUUUCUACAUGCAGAACACACCAGGAUUACCUCAAUGUGGGAUAAGAGACUUUGCCAAAGCUGUCUUCAGUCACUGUCCGUUUCUGCUGCCGCAAGGUGAAGAUGUGGAAAAGAUCUUGGAUGAAUGGAAGGAAUAUAAAAUGGGAGUACCAACUUAUGGGGCAAUUAUUCUUGAUGAGACCCUGGAGAAUGUACUGCUGGUUCAGGGGUACCUGGCAAAGUCAGGCUGGGGAUUUCCAAAAGGAAAAGUAAAUAAAGAAGAAGCGCCUCAUGACUGUGCGGCUAGAGAGGUCCUGGAAGAAACUGGUUUUGAUAUAAAAGACUAUAUUUGUAAGGAUGAUUACAUUGAGCUUCGAAUCAAUGACCAACUGGCUCGCCUGUACAUCAUUCCAGGAGUUCCGAAAGACACAAAGUUUAACCCCAAGACCAGAAGAGAAAUUAGGAAUAUUGAGUGGUUCUCCAUUGAGAAAUUGCCCUGUCAUAGAAAUGAUAUGACUCCCAAGUCCAAGCUUGGCUUGGCACCUAAUAAGUUUUUUAUGGCCAUUCCCUUUAUCAGACCACUAAGGGACUGGCUGUCUCGAAGAUUUGGAGAUUCCUCGGACAGUGACAAUGGUUUUUCUUCAGCUGGUAGCACACCAGUUAGACCCACCGUGGAAAAGUUGAGUCGAACGAAAUUCCGCCACAGCCAGCAGCUGUUUCCUGAAGGUUCUCCUAGUGACCAGUGGGUAAAGCACAGGCAGCCGCUACAGCAGAAGCCACACAGUAACCACACGGAGGUGUCAGACCUUUUCAAAGCAAAGAAUCAAAAUAUGAGAGGUAAUGGCAGGAAACAGUAUCAAGACUCACCUAAUCCAAAGAAGCGAGCGAAUGGAGUCCACGGUCAGCCAGCAAAGCAGCAGAAUCCCCUGAUGAAAUGUGAAAAGAAGCUGCAUCCACGAAAGCUUCAGGACAACUUCGAGGCAGAUGCUGCAUGUGACUUGCCUUGUUCUGGUGAAGACCCGUUGGUAGAACAUGCUGAAGGACAUUCUGUAGCGUGCAAUGGACAUUGCAAGUUCCCAUUUUCAUCCAGAACCUUUCUGAGUUUCAAGUUUGACCAAAAUGCUAUCAUGAAAAUCUUGGACCUUUGAUCCAGCAAGUGUAUUGCAGAAGUCCCCCGAUCUGGGACCUGUUGCAUGUGAGUGGGUGUCUCCUCAAGCCUUACCUUUCUCAGGUAUUUGAAAGAAAUGCAGGGAGGCAAUGUUUCUAAAGAGAUUUUCUGUACAGAAGAGAAACUAGAAAGAAACACAAGUUUGCACUGUAAAUGCAGUUAGAACUUUUUAUAUGGAUUUACCUUUUCAGUGUUUGGAACCAAGUUUU